AUGGAACCCCCAAGGGGGUUUUUGGCUUCUCUGUGGAACUUCAUACGGUUCUUGCCUUACUUCAUUGGCCUUCUAAUUCUUGGCUUUAUCAAAGGUAUCGUGUUAUUCCCAUUCGUAUGUCUUAUAAUGAUGAUUGGGAUAUCUGGAAUAAUUUUGGGUCUUUGGCCCAUACACCUUUUUUAUACAUGUUAUUGCAUUUUGAGAACAAAACAAUUUGGGCCAGUUUUGAAGGUUGUACUUUGCAUAUGUACUGCCGUCAUCUCAAUUUUAUGGCCUCCAGUUGGAAUUGUUAGUAGCAUUUUAGGGGGAGCAGCAUAUGGCUUCCUUGCACCAAUGUUUGCCACUUUUCAGGCAGUCGAGGAAGGGAAGACAGAUAAACUUUAUCACUGUAUAUGUGAUGGAACUUGGGACACAGUCGAAGGGAGCUUCACCAUUAUUAGGGAUUUUAUGGAUGUUGGUUACCAUUCGUACUUCUCAAUUAUGGAUGAUCUGUGGUCUGAGGGAAAAUAUUAUGAAAUUAGAUUACUCUUUCUUCCUUUAGCUCUUAUAAUUGGAGUACUGGGAGCAAUGGUUGAUCUACCAGUGAUCUCGAUUAUUUCCUUCUGCAAAAGCCCUUACAUGCUUUUCAAGGGUUGGCAUCGUCUGUUUCACGAUUGUAUAGGUCAAGAGGGGCCAUUCUUGGAAACAAUAUGUGUGCCAUUUGCAGGUCUCGCAAUUUUACUCUGGCCAUUGGCCGUUGCUGGGGCGGUUUUGGGUUCCAUGGUUUCAAGUAUCUUCUUGGGCGCUUAUGCAGCUGUAAUAGUGUACAAGGAGUGCUCUAUUUGGUUUGGACUUUGUUAUAUUGUCGCUUCAUUGUCCAUUUAUGACGAAUACAGCAAUGAUGUUCUAGACAUGCCUGAAGGAUCCUGCUUACCUAGACCACGUUACACAAAGAAGGCUCCAUCACGUACGAGCUCCCGUUCUGCUUCUUUCCCAAGCCCCAGAUCUUUCAAAAAGGCACCUUCACUUACAACUUCUCUUCCUGCACCUAUGAUUGAGUUGAAGCCCCUCGAGUUAGCUGAUUCCUUAUUCAAGGAGUGUCAACGCCAUGGGGAAAUUAUGGUUUCUAAAGGGACAAUAACCCUAAAAGAUAUUGAGGAAGCUAAGAAUAAGAAAGGAAGUGGAAAGGUCAUAAGCAUAGGUUUACCUGCUUAUUGCAUUCUUCAGGCACUAAUAAACUCUGUAAAAGCUAAUUCGACUGGUAUAUUGCUAAGUGACAAUACCGAAAUAACCACCUCAAAUAGGCCAAAAGAUGCAUUCUUUGAUUGGUUUCUUAAUCCACUACUAAUCAUUAAAGACCAGAUUAAAGCUGACAACCUCUCUGAGGAAGAGGAGGAAUACCUUGGCAAAUUAGUUUUAUUGAGCAGCGAUCCUGCGCGGUUAAAUAAUUCAAAUAUUGACCCACCUGAUUCUGAGCUAAGACGAGCAAAACUUAAUGCAUUAGCUCGAAGGGAGUCAGGGCCGCCUGAUCGGAGGGUGGAGACAGUGGUCUCGAAAAGCUUGCCUCCGACGUUGAGCUUGAUGAGGUCGCUGCCACCGGGCUGGGUGGCGAAAUUUGUUAUUUUUGGUGGUGUUGGCGGUGAUGGUGGUAGUGGAGGUACAGGUGAUGGUUGUGGCGAUCUGAGCUCCGACGAGGUAGCGCUCGUGCUUUCAGGGCCAAUUGAGGAGGCACUAGACUAG
Messenger RNA from Fraxinus pennsylvanica, 1719 nucleotides. NCBI's taxonomy places the organism in Eukaryota, Viridiplantae, Streptophyta, Magnoliopsida, Lamiales, Oleaceae. The record is from the annotation of a GenBank genome assembly.